Cephus cinctus (wheat stem sawfly) is the source of this 1549-nucleotide messenger RNA. RefSeq lists its product as uncharacterized. The coding region runs from base 985 to 1455 and encodes 156 amino acids. NCBI's taxonomy places the organism in Eukaryota, Metazoa, Arthropoda, Insecta, Hymenoptera, Cephidae. The transcript has 3 exons. The record is from RefSeq and is a predicted model, not a curated record.
UUAUAGAUAAAACUUACUUUACGUCUUUAUGACUUUUUUGGCUAAUACAAUACAUGUCCUCGGGGUGGCUGUUUAAUAUCCAUCUAUGGAACGAGCAUUUACGUAUUUCUAUAUAAGCCAAGGAUCUUGAGUCGUGCAUAGUGUUUGGUUGUUGCCGUUGAGGAUUUUGAGGUUACGCGAAACUAGAGAAAUAGACAGAUUUGUUUUACUUGAUGUACAUUUAUAGGUACAUGAUUUUUUGAGAUUGAUAUAUAGUUAGAUAUCUUUUUGAAUAAUGCUGCUACUUUGAAUCGCGUACAAAUGGAUAAAUAAAUAAUUUGUUGUUGCGUAUCACUGUGUAUUAUGCAUUUUUUAGAUUUUUAAUUUAAUUAAAUUUCCCUGCCUUUCAUCGAAUGUGUAAUCGCCGACAGCUAUUGUGCUUAUUCUUGGAAUAAUGACGCCAAUACUUUGCUGAUAAAGUCGAUCGGUCAUAAUAAUUUUCUUUAUGACGGGGCAAAAGUCUAAUUCAGUUUAGGAUCAACAUGCGCAUUUCUUGUGCAUUAAGAGAGUGCGCGUAUUAAUUCUUAGGAUAUAAAAGUAUGUAAAAUCAGUAAAGCUCGGUCAGCUAAUGGAGAUAUUGAUUUCUGCCUAUAUAUAUAUGUACCAUCUCUGUAUGUACCGAUUAUAUGUCAGUCGCGUACAUUUUUUGAUCUUAGUAAUUUGAAGUUGUAAUUUUAUUCAUGGAGAAAACAAACUCGUUUUAUCAAUGGGUUAUCAAAGUUUUGCAAUAUUGCAUAUUGUGUUGCAAUUCGUAUUGUAUCUUAUGUACUUGGGGUUUUCAAAAAGUUAUCGUAUAUGAAAAGAAAUAUAUCGACUUUUUGCAAUAUUUAAUGUUUUGAAAAAAGGAAUGCGAGAGAGUUGAAUUACAUAAUUGACGAGCUACGCGAGGUGUUACUGUUUUUUUAUUUUGGGUUAAAAUUCUCUACGCUUAUAAAUCCAUUCUAAAUGGCUAACGACGUUGAAGUUUUGGAUAAAAACUUUUUGUACAACAACAUGAUGGCCAGGGCGCUCGUACAACUAUUUCCUGAACAAGAAAGGUCGCAGAUAUUCAUGUGGCUGGAAAAGUUGCAAAGUGUCGCCGGCAAUAAAGACGCCUUGUCAAUCCGUAACGACUACAUGUGGUUGAUGCUCUUGGUCAUGCAGAGUGGAAACCUAACAGAACCUUUUGAUAAACUUCCACCUACCAGAGAAUUGCCUCCAGUCUCGGAAAUCGUGCCGUCGCAGGUAUACGAAGACGUGCUGUCGUCAUCGGAUCAAAAUUUUUCAUGGAUCGACAAAAUCAUAUCCGAUACCAACAUAACAGAUGAAAAUGGGAUGCCGACUAGCGGGAUGCCGCCAUACAAAUUUUUCGAGCAUCAACCUCAGCCGAUGAAUGGGAUAAUCUGUUAUUUUUCGGUAUUCAGUAAAGAUUCAUAGAAUUUGAAAAACACCCUGAAAUAUUUCACAAUAAAACAUUGUACGCGUUAUGUUUACAAUGAAAUUAUUAAAAAAUUUGGAUGUAACAGUAUAA